AUGAAGCCUCCGACCCUCUUAUGCGCCAUACGAGCUUUCAGUCGCCUUCCACGCUCGAAACCCCUCUGCACGCAUCUAACCGCCGUCCGCUUCGUCCAGACACCCUCUCCCUCCCCUCCACCGCGGCAUUUCUCAACAACACCGCUCCGUCCAUCCACCUACACCCCGUCUCCAUCUUCAUCUCCCUCUCCCUCUCCCCUCUCCCUCUCCCUCCUCCUCAGCGAAACCCAGAAAACUCCACGCGCCACCCCCUCCGACAUCCCCAACGGCUGCAGCACUACCGCGGCCCCCCAAGCCCGAGUACGAAAUAACAUUCACCUGCACGCCCUGCGGUGCGCGAAGUACCCACCUCAUCAGCAAGCAAGGUUACCACCGCGGGAGCGUGCUGGUGACAUGUCCCGGAUCUUUGGCGACAAGCACAUGACGAUCGAAGACCUGAUGCGCGAGCAGGGCCAGCUUGUGAAGAAGGGCACGCUGAGCGAUGAUGGGGAUCUGGAGUUCUGGGCUGACGGGACGACGACGGCGAGGGGAUCCGGGUCGGGGACGGGCGGGGAGGAGGGAGAGAAGCGGGACUGA
Messenger RNA from Drepanopeziza brunnea f. sp. 'multigermtubi' MB_m1, 576 nucleotides. The record is from RefSeq and is a predicted model, not a curated record. NCBI's taxonomy places the organism in Eukaryota, Fungi, Ascomycota, Leotiomycetes, Helotiales, Drepanopezizaceae.